UCCCCUGCCCCCCCCCACUCUCCACAGAGGAACCAGCUCUGAAUCAGCCCUGCUGAGACAAGACAGGGCUGCUGCUUCCCUUUUCUGCCCUUGUUCUCCAGCUGCCCCUCCCCCAGUCCCCUGUUCAGGCUGUUGGCCCUGUCCUCACCACCCCAAAGUGAGCUCAGUUCAUCCAGCUCUCAUUGCGCCCUGGGUCCCAGGAGCGGACACAGGACCCCUCCUUCCUUGAAGCGGCUUCUGCACUCUGGACACUCUGGAGAAUGUCCCCCUGCAGGGGAUGCAGGCCAGGGAAAGGCAGACCCUUCCAGACCACCAUCUCCUGCACCUCUGGCCGACUCCAGCCAAAGCCUUCUGGGACGACCCUCUUGACCUGCGAUUCCAUCUUCUGGAAUUCACCGUGGGACCCAGUCAAAGGUGUUCCCAGAGCGGUCUGCAGUGACAAAAUGCCCAUGGCAGAGUCCUCAUGGAGGACUGAGCAGCCAGCCGCGGGCCUGCCAUGCCGGGGACUCCCGGGCUGUGAAAGGGUGCGGUACGGGGCCCUGCGCUGGUCCCGGCCGGCACUGCCCGGCUGACUGUCCUUUUCAGUUUGUCUCCUGCACGAGCCUAUAUGAACGAGAACCCAUGUUAGGGCAGGAGCCGACCAGGAGUCGCGCCCUGGAGGCCGGGAGGGGCCGUCCCGGGUCCCGGGAUCCCGUGCGCGAGGGGCGGCGCGCCGUGACGUCAUCGGCGGGCGCCGCAGCGGGGCCGCAGCCGGAAGUGCUGUGGCCGUGGUCGCCGAGCCACGUGCGGAGCCUCCGGGAGUGGGAGCCGGCCGAGCGUCGGCGGUCCCAGGCACCUGCCAGACAGUAACACCAUGAGCUUCGUGGCCUACGAGGAGCUGAUCAAAGAGGGUGACACGGCCAUCCUGUCACUGGGCCAUGGUGCAAUGGUGGCAGUGCGCGUGCAGCGCGGGGCACAGACCCAGACCCGGCAUGGUGUCCUGCGACACUCAGUAGACCUCAUCGGCCGCCCCUUCGGCUCCAAGGUGACCUGCGGCCGAGGUGGCUGGGUCUAUGUGCUGCACCCCACGCCUGAGCUUUGGACACUGAACCUGCCACACCGCACCCAGAUCCUCUACUCCACCGACAUUGCCCUGCUCACUAUGAUGCUGGAGCUUCGGCCUGGCUCUGUGGUCUGUGAAUCCGGCACCGGCAGCGGCUCCGUGUCCCACGCCAUCAUCCGCACCAUUGCGCCCACGGGCCACCUGCACACGGUGGAGUUCCACCAGCAGCGGGCGGAGAAGGCGCGGGAGGAGUUCCAGGAGCACCGCGUGGGUCGCUGGGUGACGGUGCGCAACCAGGACGUGUGCCGCAGCGGCUUUGGCGUGAGCCACGUGGCAGAUGCCGUCUUCCUGGAUAUCCCAUCGCCUUGGGAGGCUGUGGGCCAUGCCUGGGACGCCCUCAAGGUUGAAGGCGGGCGCUUCUGCUCCUUCUCACCGUGCAUUGAGCAGGUGCAGCGCACAUGCCAGGCGCUGGCGGCCCGGGGCUUCUCAGAGCUGAGCACGCUGGAGGUGCUGCCGCAGGUGUACAACGUGCGUACCAUCAGUCUGCCUGCGCCCGACCUGGGAGCCAGCCCUGGCCCCGACGCCAGCCCCUUCCGCAGCGGCACGCCCAUGAAGGAGGCUGUGGGCCACACCGGUUACCUGACCUUCGCCACCAAGACCCCCGGCUAGCGGGCUGCCAGGAGCUCCAGGGAGCUGGGAGCGCUAGGCUAGGCAGGGAGAAGCAGCUCGGCCAGAGGCCUCCUUAUAUGGUCAGCGGACGCCUGCCGGGGCCUGUGUUUAGAAACAGGGCCUGUGUUUAGAAAAGGACAGAAGGCGGGGCAGGGCUCGGGGGCCUCCCGGGUGGCUGAAGGGGGGUGUCCAUGGUGGAGGAACAUAGGCAGGGCCUCUGGGGAGGGAGGCCUCCUGCCCGCGCCACCACUGUGCUCAGCAUCCCCCUCCUGCUGUUUGUUGCCACACAAAGUCUCCACUGCCAUAGGCUCUUUUGAGUGUUGAGGCUAAGGGGUGCAGGUGGCAGAGCCCAGGUCUGGCCCCUUCCCAGGUGGCCCGAAGCAGGGGGGCAGGGAGGCAAAGACUCAGAGGAGGAGGGCUUGGGGCUUGGUGCUGCACUGGACCCCGGGACCCCCAAGGCCCAGCCUGCCCUACACGGUCUGUGGGCCUGCUCGUCACCUCCCUCCCUGGUCCUGAUGGGGCCAGACCAGCCCAGCAGCUAGGGAGAGGCGACCCUGCUGUGUGGCCUUAGGCCUGACCCCACCCCAUGGGCGCUGCACAGGCCCUGUGUGAGUGUCUCCGCAUCUUCUCCCGUGAAGGGGCAGGCGGCAGCCCCCAGCCACCCCCCUCACUUCUCCCACCCCUGGAAAGUGCCUUCUGCAGCCUGGCCCAGCCCGAGCCCCCAGCAGGUCACUAAGUGAGAACACACAGCGUCACUUAGAGAAGAACCUGAGAAGGACAGUGGUGUGCUUCAGGCGACCUGGCCAGUCCUUGUCGGAACUGUUUGGACCCCAGCUGUCCAACCCCAGAGUUACUGGGGUGUCCCUGCCCCUCGUAGGGACCCUGAGGUCAUGGGGGCCUGGGGGUGCAUCCAGGGCUGAGGGCACAUGUCCCCUGCCCUGCCUGGCCUGGCCUCCAGCUCUGUGGUGUGCAGCUGGCGUCCCUGCCUGCCACUGGUGUGCGAAGGGCCUGAGCAUCCGCCCUUGGCCUCAGCUGCCAUCAGGGACCUCAGUUUUCCCACGUUGGGACAAGAGCCCCAAGGUCCUUGCUGGCCUAGGGCUGGCCCCUGACCAUGCCUGGCAGAGAAAUAAACACCAUUCCUCCUGU
Equus caballus (horse) is the source of this 2857-nucleotide messenger RNA. It is a transcript of the gene TRMT61A, whose product is annotated as tRNA methyltransferase 61A. Gene Ontology annotation, cellular component: tRNA (m1A) methyltransferase complex; nucleus. Gene Ontology annotation, molecular function: tRNA (adenine(58)-N1)-methyltransferase activity. NCBI's taxonomy places the organism in Eukaryota, Metazoa, Chordata, Mammalia, Perissodactyla, Equidae. The record is from RefSeq and is a predicted model, not a curated record. Gene Ontology annotation, biological process: tRNA methylation.